UAGCAAGCAGAAUCGGGAAAAUGACGUGGGCCGCCGCCGCAGCAAGUCGCUUUCAAAUUCCGGCAAUGGAUGUCGCCGCCCUACGCAGAAGAGCUCCGGUAGUGUUCGGAGUUGGCUGUGUAUCAAUUGCUGGGGCAAAGUUUUGUGGUUCUUCAUCUGCUCGAUCAAAACCCUUCGCUUGCUUAAGCAUUUCCACUGAUGCCAGUAUAAAGGAGGCUGUUCACACUGAAAAGGCUCCGGCAGCACUGGGGCCAUACUCUCAAGCCAUCAAAGCUAAUAAUUUUGUAUUCGUCUCUGGAUGUCUGGGUCUUAUUCCAGAGACCGGGAAGUUUGUCUCAGAAAGUGUGGAGGAUCAAACAGAGCAGGUUCUCAAGAAUAUGGGGGAGAUACUUAAAGCAAGUGGUGUUAGCUACUCCUCAGUUGUUAAGACAACUAUCUUGUUAGCUGAUCUGAAUGACUUCAAGAAAGUGAAUGAGAUUUAUGCAAAAUAUUUUCAAGCUCCUGCACCAGCUCGGGCAACUUAUCAGGUAGCAGCACUGCCAAUGAAUGCAAGGAUUGAAAUUGAGUGCAUAGCAGCAUUAUGAUUCUCCCUUACCUAUUCAUUCAACAACUUAUUAGACCUCGAAAAGGAGAAAGUCUGCUGACUUCCUAGCCUACAUUCGUAGAUUUAAUAAGCCUGGAGUUAGCUACUAGUCCAGGAGCC
Molecule: messenger RNA, 703 nt
Organism: Solanum lycopersicum (tomato)
Lineage: Eukaryota; Viridiplantae; Streptophyta; Magnoliopsida; Solanales; Solanaceae
Gene: CHRD
Product: constitutive plastid-lipid associated protein
Cellular component (GO): mitochondrion; cytosol
Molecular function (GO): deaminase activity
Source: RefSeq, marked provisional